GCUGUCAAUAGCUGGCGCAAUAGCACAAUGUUCCAUGUGUUUCACGAAGAAGAAAAAGGGGUGUGAACUUCCGGAUUUCAAAAUAUUGGAAGCAACGAACUCUACACAACAACUGUGAGAUUAUUAACCGACUGCAGUGUUUGUUGAAGGAUGGGAUCUCCAACAAAAGACGCAACAACACCACGCAGAGUGAACAUUCAAACCCCUGGUCGGGAAGCUGACUACCCACUUCCUCCUGUCCAUGAACGCCUCGCAUACCUUCGCCCAUCCAGGGAGUUGCUAGAGUUUUACAGACAGAAGAUUGCCCAGUUUGAUGAGGAACAUGAGGAGCUGCUGCAGAUGCUGGAAAAAUAUAAAGGCAUUACAGAGGAUCAACACAAGUUGCAGAUGGAAAUGCGACAGCGGGAGGGAGAGAUUUCCGAAUUGCAAAAUGCUCUUAGUGACAUGCAGGUGUAUCUUUUUCAAGAGAGAGAACAGUCUCUGCGACUUUAUGCAGAAAAUGACAGACUUAAGAUCAGAGAACUAGAUGACAGGAAAAAGAUCCAGCAUCUUCUUUCACUAGUGGGUCCUGAUGCAGGAGAGAUCACAUAUUUUCAUAGAGAACCGCCCCACAAGGUUGCUAUCACUCAGAAGAAUGCUGAAACUAGAUUGGAGGAAAGUCUCAGUCUCAGGCCAGCCAAAUUUAAAACUGUGAACAAAAAAGAAAGUGGCAGGAAAACAAAAUCAGCAAAUGGAGUAAAUCAAGAUAUUUUGGAGCAAUACAAGAAUGAAAACCAGACUCUUUCGCUUCAGGUGGAGGCACUGCAGACUCAGAUAGAAGAACAGACACGUUUGGCUAAAGAACAGAUAGAAUCUCUGCAGGAGGAUAGACGGAUUAAGACAGAGGAGGCUCAUGCACAACAACAAAGAGACCAGGACAGAAUCACAGCACUGACCGAUAAGCUUCAAAAAACACAAAACCUUUUGUAUGAAAGCACAAAGGAUUUCUUACAGCUGAAGUUUGAAGCGCGGGCUAAUGAGAAAAGCUGGAUGGUGGAAAAGGAUCGACUGCUCAGAAACCUGGACUCUUGCCACAACCGUGUGAGAAAAUCAGGUUCUGCUGGGCCUGAGCCUGGCAGAACAUGGCACACCAGCAGCAGCACAGCCAUGCUCCUCCAGCGCCCUCAGCCAGUGAUACAACAAAUGCACAAGGAGGAGUUAAAGACAAUGCAGGAGGACCUCAAGCAAGCGCACCAUCUUGCAGAGAUGUACAGGAAACAGUGUGUUACUCUAGAGACAGAACUCGCCCAAAUCCGAGAGGAGGGCGACGUGGGCAGGGAACUAUUUAAGGAUCGUUCAGACAAAAUGGCCAAACGCCUUCAGCUAAUGACUCAGCGAUAUGAGGCUCUGGAGAAGAGAAGGGUCAUGGAGGUGGAGGGCUUUAAGACUGACCUGAAGAACCUCAGACAGAAAUUAAAAGACGUUGAGAAACAGCUUCUCAAGGUAACCCUAAAUGUUGGACCCAACCAAGACUUAGCUGUUUUGCAUGAAGUACAUCAGAGCAACACCAGGACAAAAAAAGUUCAGAAUGAGCUGAUGGCACUGAAGGCUAAAAUCUAUGGGCUUGAAAAUGAGUUAAGACGUUGUUGAAGAAUAAAGAGUACUUUGUGUGUAUUCGUAAUAUUUUAAUUGUUAUUUUUAAUGACUAGAACCGAUUCUUUUUCUAUUUUGUAUUUUAGGUCAAUAAAGAUUUUUCAUUUUAGUGACAAAAACAAAACAA
Cynoglossus semilaevis (tongue sole) is the source of this 1759-nucleotide messenger RNA. RefSeq names its product coiled-coil domain containing 77 (gene ccdc77). NCBI's taxonomy places the organism in Eukaryota, Metazoa, Chordata, Actinopteri, Pleuronectiformes, Cynoglossidae. The transcript is spliced from 12 exons. The coding region runs from base 151 to 1629 and encodes 492 amino acids. Gene Ontology annotation, cellular component: centrosome. The record is from RefSeq and is a predicted model, not a curated record.